This is a messenger RNA of Varanus komodoensis (Komodo dragon), 1641 nucleotides long. RefSeq names its product heterogeneous nuclear ribonucleoprotein A0 (gene HNRNPA0). Lineage: Eukaryota; Metazoa; Chordata; Lepidosauria; Squamata; Varanidae. The transcript has a single exon. The coding region runs from base 199 to 1131 and encodes 310 amino acids. The record is from RefSeq and is a predicted model, not a curated record. Gene Ontology annotation, molecular function: RNA binding.
CGCCUGAGGAGGAGUAGAAGCCGCCAUUUUGUGCGUUUCCUCUCCCCACCCCCUUUCCCCGUUCUCCGCCGGUGAGGCUAGGCCGAGCUGCCCUCCGUACGAACGUCAACCUCGUAGCGCCUGUCGGUCUUAACUAGGCUGCAGCUGCCCCCUACCGGCGGCAGCGGCGAGGAGAGGUUAGGCGGCCGCGGCUCCGGCAUGGAGAACUCCCAGCUGUGUAAGCUGUUCAUUGGCGGCCUGAAUGUGCAAACGACGGAGGCUGGGCUGCGAGAAUACUUCGAGGCCUACGGGACCCUGACUGACUGUGUGGUGGUGCUGAACCCGCAGACCAAGCGCUCCCGAUGCUUCGGCUUCGUCACCUACUCAGCGGUGGAGGAGGCCGACGCCGCCAUGGCCGCCUCUCCACACGCUGUGGACGGCAACGCGGUGGAGCUGAAGCGGGCCGUGUCCCGCGAGGACUCUGCCCGACCCGGGGCUCACGCGAAAGUGAAGAAGCUCUUCGUCGGAGGCCUCAAGGGGGACUUGGGCGAGAACGACCUGGUGGAGCACUUCAGUCAGUUCGGCCCGGUGGAGAAGGCGGAGAUCAUUUCAAACAAGCAGAGCGGCAAGAAGCGGGGCUUCGGCUUCGUCUACUUCCAGAACCACGACGCCGCGGACAAGGCCGCCGUAGUCAAGUUCCACCCCAUUCAGGGCCACCGUGUGGAAGUCAAGAAGGCCGUGCCUAAGGAAGACAUCCAGGCAGGAGGUGGGGGCUCUUCCAGGUCGAGCUGGGGCGGACGGGGAAGAGGAAGAGGCGGCGGAGGAGGAGCUGGCAACCGGGACCACAACGGGCUCUCCAAAGGAGGCGGCGGCGGUGGCGGCGGCGGCUAUAAUAGUUACGGAGGCUACGGCGGAGGCGGCGGCGGUUACGGAUCGUACGGCGGAGGCUCCUACGGUGGAGGCGCCAGCGGCGGCGAUUAUGGCAAUGGGUACGGCGGCUUCGGCAGCUACAGCCAGCAUCAAUCCUCCUACGGCCCCAUGAAGAGCGGAGGCGCGGGUGGUGGAGGGGGCGGCAACUGGGGGGCCCGCAGUAACAGUGGACCAUACAGAGGCGGUUAUGGUGGGGGAGGCUAUGGAGGCGGCUCCUUCUAAGCGGGAAUACCCCUUGACCGUUCUGGGGAUGUCAGUUUUGUCUGCAUGGAGUAUGCCCUCCGUUUGUACCGGGCCAGGUUUUCAAUUGUUCCCCUACUCUUCGCCUAAGGGCACCUCCAUACAAAAGGCUCCCAUGAUGCGAAGCAGCUCUUGAAUAUCCCCGCUGGGGUCGCUCUGCUGCCUGUGUCACUUCUUUCUGAAGAUGGACUGGGCCUCUCACACAACGAUUUUUGUGUUAGUCAUUGAUGGACUCUAUUUUUUUAUUGCUUGGACAUUAGUCGUUUUUAUACUAGGAACAAGAUAUUGUUUUAAUUUUGGUUUAUUUGGGGUUGGGAGGGAAAGUCGUGCUUAUUCUGGAGUAAAACUUGGGAGGGAAAGGGGAAUUAACUUUGUAAGAACUUGGAUACCUACACAUUUUUUUCUACAAAUUUCUCUGGUUCCAUGGCUGUAAAAGAGGGGGAAAUCGUUUUUACAUUUUUUAUUUUUUAAAUAAAUCAUUGUGUUCAUUGA